GGCUCUAGACGCUGUGAAGCAGGAGGCACUUGGGAUCGUACGCAGGAUUGGGACUGCUACAGAGGCCGCCACGGAGCCCGCCGGAGCCACCGUUCCUUCUGCUGCUGCCGCCGCUGCCCGAAUCGGAACCGUCGGGCCGCAGCCGCCGGCAAUGCCGCGAAGGAAGAGGAAUGCAGGCAGUAGUUCAGAUGGAACCGAAGAUUCCGAUUUUUCUACAGAUCUCGAGCACACAGACAGUUCAGAGAGUGAUGGCACAUCCCGGCGAUCUGCCCGAGUCACCCGCUCCUCAGCCCGACUAAGCCAGAGUUCCCAAGAUUCCAGUCCUGUUCGAAAUUUGCAGUCUUUUGGCACUGAGGAGCCUGCUUAUUCUACCAGGAGAGUGACCCGUAGUCAGCAGCAGCCUACCCCAGUGACUCCGAAAAAAUACCCUCUUCGGCAGACUCGUUCAUCUGGCUCAGAAACUGAGCAAGUGGUUGACUUUUCAGAUAGAGAAACUAAAAAUACAGCUGAUCAUGAUGAGUCUCCACCUCGAACGCCAACUGGAAACGCCCCUUCCUCUGAGUCUGAUAUAGACAUCUCCAGCCCCAACGUUUCUCACGAUGAGAGCAUUGCCAAAGACAUGUCCUUGAAGGACUCAGGCAGUGAUCUCUCUCAUCGCCCCAAGCGCCGCCGCUUCCAUGAAAGCUACAAUUUCAAUAUGAAGUGUCCUACACCAGGCUGUAACUCCCUAGGACACCUUACAGGAAAACACGAGAGACAUUUCUCUAUAUCAGGAUGCCCCCUCUAUCAUAACCUCUCAGCUGAUGAAUGCAAGGUGAGAGCACAGAGCCGGGAUAAGCAGAUAGAAGAAAGGAUGCUGUCCCACAGGCAAGAUGACAACAACAGGCAUGCAACCAGGCACCAGGCACCAACAGAGAGGCAGUUGCGGUAUAAGGAAAAGGUUGCUGAACUCAGGAAGAAAAGAAAUUCUGGGCUGAGCAAAGAACAGAAAGAGAAAUAUAUGGAACACAGGCAGACCUAUGGGAACACUCGGGAACCUCUUUUGGAAAACCUGACUAGCGAGUAUGACUUGGAUCUUUUCCGAAGAGCACAAGCCCGGGCUUCAGAGGAUCUGGAGAAGUUAAGGCUGCAAGGCCAAAUCACAGAGGGGAGCAACAUGAUUAAAACAAUUGCUUUUGGUCGCUAUGAGCUUGAUACGUGGUACCACUCUCCCUAUCCUGAGGAAUAUGCAAGACUGGGACGUCUUUACAUGUGUGAAUUCUGUUUAAAAUACAUGAAGAGCCAAACAAUACUCCGUCGACACAUGGCUAAGUGUGUGUGGAAACACCCACCCGGAGAUGAGAUAUAUCGCAAAGGUUCAAUCUCUGUGUUUGAAGUGGAUGGCAAGAAAAACAAGAUCUACUGCCAAAACCUGUGCCUGUUGGCCAAGCUUUUUCUGGACCACAAGACAUUAUAUUAUGAUGUGGAACCCUUCCUGUUCUAUGUUAUGACAGAAGCAGACAAUACUGGUUGUCACCUGAUUGGAUAUUUUUCCAAGGAAAAGAAUUCAUUCCUCAACUACAAUGUAUCCUGUAUCCUUACCAUGCCUCAGUACAUGAGACAGGGCUAUGGCAAGAUGCUCAUUGAUUUCAGUUAUUUGCUUUCCAAAGUGGAAGAAAAAGUUGGCUCUCCAGAGCGUCCACUCUCAGAUCUGGGGCUCAUAAGCUACCGCAGUUACUGGAAAGAAGUGCUUCUUCGUUACCUGCAUAAUUUCCAAGGCAAAGAGAUUUCUAUCAAAGAAAUUAGCCAGGAGACAGCUGUGAAUCCUGUGGACAUUGUCAGCACUCUGCAAGCCCUUCAGAUGCUCAAAUAUUGGAAAGGAAAACACCUAGUUUUGAAGAGACAGGACCUGAUUGAUGAGUGGAUAGCCAAAGAGGCCAAAAGAUCCAACUCCAAUAAAACCAUGGAUCCAAGCUGUUUAAAAUGGACCCCUCCCAAGGGCACUUAAAGUGACCGGUUACUCCGAGCCAGCGAACCCCAGCAGUAGGAAUCCGUACCCUAGGGAUCUGUCUGUCAUUUCUGUUGCUCUUGUGAUUGGCAAGUACAGUAUCCUUUGGGAAGGCCAUCCCCCUCAGGACUGUCCUGGCUCCGACCUUCUUGUACACUGCAGACGCUGGUUCUGAGGAACUGUUGUUUCGGCCUCAGUGAGGUUGCCUGGAUGGGAUCUGUAUUAGACUUGAGUGCAGAUCCCUCGUAGCACUGACCCAAGGUGUUCUGUUUUGGUACUGUACCUGUCCAGUCACUGGUUCUCUCCUCUGGCCCCAUGAGGUUGUGUCGUGUCUUCUAAACUUUGUAAUAGUGCUUCUUCUUGCCGCCCAGUCACGAGACCACCAACUACGGUUACUGCCACCAGGAUAUUCCCAGUUACUCCUUACCUGUGUUCUUGGAGGGGCAGGGAAGAGGUAAUACUUCUGAGUGUGUGUGUGUGCUGGGAGGGGUCCCUUCCCUUUGGAUUUCAUCUCACUUAAAGUUUUUUCCUCCAUUUUUACUAAAAGACCUGUUUUUGAUCAUCAGGCUGACCAGAGCCAAAUACUUUUGAAGACUUGCAGGGAUUAAUUAGUCUUGGUUACAGCACAUUAUCUGAAUGAGAUGGAGAAAAGAAUUGAGAAGUGGUGAUUCUGUAUUUGGAUUUGAGUUCACCUGUGGGCAGUGGGCAACGUCUUGGUGGAAGGGAAUGGAAUACUACUUUUUGCCUCACCAGAAAGUGCCCAGUAGUAAAUGUUUUCUUCUCUUUACUCCCUGCCCGUCUUUACGUUUGCAGGUGCCAAAAUAAUUUCCAGUUCUCCCUUUCAUGCUGCAUGUUAACUGGUUAAUUAUACUGCAGAAACCUUUUCACCAGUACCAGUCUGAUAUAGCAUACCUAUACUUCAACAUAAGUUACACUGCUUUUGUCUGAACAUCCUUGGAGAAGUGAUUGAAAAUGACUUCCGUGUCUCAGCCCAUGACUCAGCAAGGCAGAAUGGCCACCCCUGCCAAGGUUUGCUUCCCUUUUCAACAGUGCCUCACCCUCCCUCUAAGACUAAAGUGCUUAUGCCCUUCCAAGAACAACUCCUCCAUUUCCUUUUUGGGAUUUACCACCGUCCCCCCAUUCUCUGGUCUCCUAUUUAUGGUGUUGUUUAAGUGAAGGAAGAGAUGCUCCCUCUAAUUUCUCUCUAGCCCAUUAUAACCUGCUAUCUUGGGGCAGCUUUUGAUGUAUGACAUGUCACCCUUUCCAACUUGGUCUCUACAACACCGCUGUCUUCAUGUGGAACCCUCACCACAAUCCCAACUCUGAUCAUUUGUGCCUUUCUCUUGUCAUCUUUGUACACUACUUAUAUUCACUGUGGGUUGGGGGGAGCUAAUUUUAAGCAUGUUCAGUGGCAGCUCCCUGCCGGUUUCAGUGUCACUGUUAAAAUUUAUCCAAAAGCAACUUCACUGGGGGUUUUCUUAAGGGGUAAAGGCCUUUUACAGAAGCUAAUCCUUCCCCACAUGUGGUAGAAUGUGCUGUUCUAUAUCUGCUCCUCAAUAAAGCAUGUUCUCUGCUCAA
This is a messenger RNA of Kogia breviceps (pygmy sperm whale), 3565 nucleotides long. It is a transcript of the gene KAT7, whose product is annotated as lysine acetyltransferase 7. The record is from RefSeq and is a predicted model, not a curated record. NCBI's taxonomy places the organism in Eukaryota, Metazoa, Chordata, Mammalia, Artiodactyla, Physeteridae. Gene Ontology annotation, cellular component: nucleus; chromatin. Gene Ontology annotation, molecular function: histone acetyltransferase activity; transcription coregulator activity; zinc ion binding. Gene Ontology annotation, biological process: positive regulation of transcription by RNA polymerase II; negative regulation of DNA-templated transcription.